AUGCGGCUCCUAAACGCACGGACUUUUAAACUAAAAACCUUCUUUAAUAAUAUCCCGCCAUAUGCCAUCCUCUCUCACUGCUGGGAGGAUGAAGAGGUCGUGUACUCUGAUCUAGAUGAUCUAGAACAGGCUAGGAAGAAGGAGGGCUUUGCGAAACUCCAAAAGACUUGCGAACUCGCCAUUGAAGAUGGAUUCGACUACGCGUGGAUCGACACAUGCUGUAUUGACAAGAGCAGUAGCGCUGAGCUUUCGGAGGCUAUCAAUAGCAUGUUUGCAUGGUACAGGAACUGUGAUCGAUGCUACGCUUAUCUUGCCGACGUCGAACUCCGGGGCGCUUUCAUGGAUGGUCCUUUCGCGUGGCAUAGCAACACGUUUCCACUUAGUAAAUGGUUCAAACGUGCUUGGACGCUACAAGAGUUACUUGCUCCUAGCAACCAGACUUCUGGUACAGAACCGGGCAUGAAGUUCUACUCCCGCGACUGGCAACUUCUUGGCAACAAAGCCAAUAUUGGCAUGCGGAUAUCGAAGAUCACAGGCAUCCCUAUAGAGUACCUAGAGGGCCAGAGUUUGGAAACCGCAAGCGUCAGCAUGCGUAUGUCAUGGGCCGCAGACAGACAAGCAACGAGAUCUGAGGAUAUCGCUUAUUCCCUCCUCGGAAUCUUCGACGUCAACAUGCCAUUGCUGUAUGGUGAAGGGAAGGCGAAGGCGUUCAGAAGACUGCAGGAAGAGAUCAUGAAGAUAUCCGAGGACGAAACGCUCUUUUCGUGGGAAAGCUCGGAACUUGGGACGAACCAGUUGACUGGAGAUGUGCUUGCGGGUAGUCCGAACGAUUUUCGAGAAGCACGGGAUCUAAUACCCUUCGCUUCAGAUGAUCCCGUGGCUCCUUACGCCAUGACCCACAGAGGUCUACGUAUAUGGCAGAUGCUUUUUCAUACUGAACAGCUCAGUGAAGACGACCGUGCCAAGCUUCGACCGCUUCGCUCGCCAGUCAUGAUCUGGUCCGGUUUCGAUAUCGUUUGGGUGAUCUUGAAAUGCCACGUCGUCCACGAUUACCAACACUUCGUGAUUGUACCAUUGCGACACUUAUCCGCGGAUGUUUAUCUUCGAGACAUCAGUUCCAGCGUUUCCUUAAUCCCGUAUGGAUCGAUACCGGCUGCUACUUUUUCAAAAGAGAUCUAUAUCCGCAACACUCAUACCUCAACAAUCCCGAAGGGUGUUCGGCGACGAUGGGGUUUUCUUGUACGCAAGCCUCCGGAAGGCAUUGAGAUACGACAGUGUUACCCGAAGGAAGCCUGGAACGUGAAAGACAAAAUCCUUCAGGGCAAGGCGGACGACACUGGACCUUCAUCUUGGCACGCAGCCUUGGAAUUGAACUUGAGUUUGGCCACCAGAUCGGGACAUACUGCCAAGUAUAUGGUAUUCUUAGCUCUAGGGUGCAGACAUGAUGAAACUGCGGGGCGGCCAAAGGCUUGGUGUCACAUUGAUGACACUAUCUGGUAUAGUCCUGUAAACCUGGAAGCAUUCUACCAAGUUGUAGCGUCCAGGCCUGCACAACAUGAGGUUCGGCGAUUUAGUGCAGACAAUGCGACGAGAUUAGACCUUACUCUCAAGGUUACCAUUACCCCCACGAAGGUCCUUUCGCAAGACAUGUUCGUUGUAGACUUUCAGUACGCAGAACUCCGGGACCAACUAGAUACAGCGGCACGUAGCUCUAAUCGACAGCUGCUACCUCCUAGUACGUCGCUUCCGACGAAAUACCCCGGUUCCAACGAAAUACCCCGGUCCCGCCUUCCACACCCGGGUUGA
Messenger RNA from Alternaria arborescens, 1806 nucleotides. RefSeq lists its product as hypothetical. The record is from RefSeq and is a predicted model, not a curated record. Lineage: Eukaryota; Fungi; Ascomycota; Dothideomycetes; Pleosporales; Pleosporaceae. The coding region runs from base 1 to 1806 and encodes 601 amino acids. The transcript has a single exon.